UCGAGACAUGUAGCAGUCGUGCACCGGCAUCAUGGCAGACCGGCUCACUCAGCUCCAAGACUGCCUGGAUGAUCUCCUCAACCAGAUGUACGCUUCUCUGCACUACAUCCACAACCGCCAUCCGUAUGGCACCAUCGAGGGUCAGCCGCAAGGACCACACUUCCGCCUCGCCGGCGACGACGACGACAAGGAGGACAAGAAGGACAAGAAGAAAGGCUCCGCCGCGGCCGUGAUCAAUGGUGACAAUGAUGCGAAGCCCGAGGUCACCACUCCUGAGCAAGAGGACCCGGACAAGUUCAACACAGGCUUGAGAGAACUCGCACAGGAUCUGGUGCUUAAGGAGCAGCAGAUUGAGUACAUUGUGAACUCACUGCCGGGCCUGGGCAAUAGUGAGCAGAGUCAGGAGCAGAGGAUGAAAGAGUUGGAGCGCGAACUGCGAGAGGUCGAGCUGGAGCGGGAGAAGAAGGAAGCGGACAAGCAGGAGCUCGUCGCUGUACUGGGCGAAGUCAUUGGGAAGGUGAAGAGGGUGCCGUGAAUGCAUCUCACGCACUAUCAUCACUAUUCACUAUAUGCGUCGGGAUGCGGUACAAAGUAUCGUGUCGGACCUGCAGCACACCAGCGCACUUCUUCCCUACGAGCCUUCACUUGCAGCUGCGACUUACCCGUGGCAUCUGUGGCAGCACUGUCGUACGGGAGGUCCAUCUUCCGUGCAGCUUUUGCGGCAAACACAAGCGCUAUCGGAGGCAAUUGUUGCACAAACAAUCCUGCAUUAUUGGUGCCAUUGAGUCGCACACAAGCAUACUUUAUCUUCCCCCGGAGGCCGCUGCAGCAUCGGUCGUCAGUGCCGCCACUUUCACGAUGACGGGCGGGAGCAAAAUAUGGGCUGAACAACGGCAGCAAUCACCCACUUUCGUGAACUCGAGUGGCAGGCUGUACCCUGUUAGUCAACCGAAGAGUUCUUGCUUGAAGAACGAUUUUUCGAUUCAAGAUUCGAAAGAGCGG
Messenger RNA from Cercospora beticola, 1002 nucleotides. It is a transcript of the gene SRB7, whose product is annotated as Srb7p. Lineage: Eukaryota; Fungi; Ascomycota; Dothideomycetes; Mycosphaerellales; Mycosphaerellaceae. Gene Ontology annotation, cellular component: mediator complex. The record is from RefSeq and is a predicted model, not a curated record. Gene Ontology annotation, molecular function: transcription coregulator activity. Gene Ontology annotation, biological process: regulation of transcription by RNA polymerase II.